AUGGAGACCGAGCGGCGGCCGGCGGCGGGAGCCGGAGAAGGGGCGACCCCUGGACUGGAGGCGGCGCCUCCCGCGGCUCCGGCGCCUGCGACCGUGGCCUCAGGUCAGAUCCCCGGGUUCGAGGCUAAAAGAAGACAGCUCGGGACGCUGCUCCAGCCGACGGUCAACAAGUUCUCCCUUCGGGUGUUCGGCAGCCACAAAGCAGUGGAAAUCGAGCAGGAGCGGGUGAAGUCAGCGGGGGCCUGGAUCAUCCACCCUUACAGCGACUUCCGGUUUUACUGGGAUCUGAUCAUGCUGCUGCUGAUGGUGGGGAACCUCAUUGUACUGCCUGUGGGCAUCACCUUCUUCAAGGAGGAGAACUCUCCGCCCUGGAUCGUCUUCAACGUCCUCUCUGACACUUUCUUCCUGCUGGAUCUGGUGCUCAACUUCCGCACGGGCAUUGUGGUGGAGGAGGGCGCUGAGAUCCUGCUGGCGCCUCGUGCCAUCCGCAUGCGCUACCUGCGCACCUGGUUCCUGGUUGACCUCAUCUCCUCUAUCCCGGUGGACUACAUCUUUCUGGUGGUGGAGCUGGAGCCAAGGCUGGACGCUGAGGUUUACAAAACUGCACGGGCCCUGCGCAUUGUUCGCUUCACCAAGAUCCUCAGUCUGCUGCGGCUGCUCCGCCUCUCCCGCCUCAUCCGCUACAUACACCAGUGGGAGGAGAUUUUUCACAUGACCUAUGACCUGGCCAGCGCUGUGGUUCGCAUCUUCAACCUCAUUGGGAUGAUGCUGCUUCUAUGUCACUGGGAUGGCUGUCUGCAGUUCCUGGUCCCCAUGCUGCAGGACUUCCCUCCCGACUGCUGGGUCUCCAUCAAUCACAUGGUGAACCACUCGUGGGGCCGCCAGUACUCUCACGCCCUGUUCAAGGCCAUGAGCCACAUGCUGUGCAUUGGCUAUGGGCAGCAGGCACCUGUGGGCAUGCCCGACGUCUGGCUCACCAUGCUCAGCAUGAUCGUGGGUGCCACCUGCUACGCCAUGUUCAUCGGCCAUGCCACCGCCCUCAUCCAGUCCCUGGACUCUUCCCGGCGUCAGUAUCAGGAGAAGUAUAAGCAGGUGGAGCAGUACAUGUCCUUCCACAAGCUACCAGCUGACACACGACAGCGCAUCCAUGAGUACUAUGAGCACCGCUACCAAGGCAAGAUGUUCGAUGAGGAAAGCAUCUUAGGCGAGCUGAGCGAGCCGCUUCGGGAGGAGAUCAUUAACUUCACCUGCCGAGGCCUGGUGGCCCACAUGCCGCUGUUCGCCCAUGCUGACCCCAGCUUCGUCACUGCGGUGCUCACCAAGCUGCGCUUUGAGGUCUUCCAACCGGGUGACCUCGUGGUGCGUGAGGGCUCCGUGGGCAGGAAGAUGUACUUCAUCCAGCACGGGCUGCUCAGUGUGCUGGCACGUGGCGCCCGGGACACCCGCCUCACUGAUGGAUCCUACUUUGGGGAGAUUUGCCUGCUGACUCGGGGCCGGCGCACAGCCAGUGUGCGUGCUGACACCUACUGCCGCCUCUACUCACUCAGCGUGGACCAUUUCAAUGCCGUGCUUGAGGAGUUCCCCAUGAUGCGCCGGGCCUUCGAGACUGUGGCCAUGGAUCGGCUGCGCCGCAUUGGCAAGAAGAAUUCCAUACUGCAGCGGAAGCGUUCUGAGCCAAGUCCAGGCAGCAGUGGUGGCAUCAUGGAACAGCACUUGGUGCAACACGACAGGGACAUGGCUCGGGGUGUUCAGGGCCUGGCCCCAGGCACGGGAGCUCGGCUCAGUGGAAAGCCAGUGCUGUGGGAACCAUUGGUGCAUGCGCCCCUGCAGGCAGCUGCUGUGACCUCCAACGUGGCUAUUGCCCUGACUCACCAGCGGGGCCCUCUGCCCCUCUCCCCUGACUCUCCAGCCACCCUCCUUGCUCGCUCUGCUCGAUGCUCAGUGGGUUCCCCAGCCUCCCCACUGGUGCCUGUCCGAGCAGGCCUUCUGCUGGCCCGGGGGCCAUGGGCAUCCACUUCCCGCCUGCCUGCCCCACCUGCCCGAACCCUCCACGCCAGCCUAUCCCGGGCAGGGCGCUCCCAGGUCUCCCUGCUGGGGCCCCCCCCAGGAGGAGGUGGACGGCGGCUAGGACCUCAGGGCCGCCUACUCUCAGCCUCCCAACCCUCGCUGCCUCAGCGGGCAACAGGCGAUGGCUCUCCUGGGCGUAAAGGCUCAGGAAGUGAGCGCCUGCCCCCCUCAGGGCUCCUGGCCAAGUCUCCAGGGACAGCCCAGCUCCCCAGGCCACCAGUGCCUGAGCCAGCCACCUCCAGGGGCCCCCAGCUCUCUGCCAACAUGUGA
This is a messenger RNA of Cynocephalus volans (Philippine flying lemur), 2337 nucleotides long. It is a transcript of the gene HCN3, whose product is annotated as hyperpolarization activated cyclic nucleotide gated potassium channel 3. Gene Ontology annotation, molecular function: voltage-gated potassium channel activity. NCBI's taxonomy places the organism in Eukaryota, Metazoa, Chordata, Mammalia, Dermoptera, Cynocephalidae. The transcript has 8 exons. Gene Ontology annotation, cellular component: dendrite; membrane; axon. The record is from RefSeq and is a predicted model, not a curated record. Gene Ontology annotation, biological process: sodium ion transmembrane transport; regulation of membrane depolarization; potassium ion transmembrane transport. The coding region runs from base 1 to 2337 and encodes 778 amino acids.